Molecule: messenger RNA, 2807 nt
Organism: Ceratitis capitata (Mediterranean fruit fly)
Lineage: Eukaryota; Metazoa; Arthropoda; Insecta; Diptera; Tephritidae
Exons: 6
Coding region: 328-2385 (685 amino acids)
Cellular component (GO): nucleus
Molecular function (GO): mRNA binding
Source: RefSeq, a predicted model, not a curated record
CAAAUAUUAGGAAUACAAAUUAUAAUUAAGCUUUAUAUAAAGUGAAAAGAUAUAUACAAUGAAUUUAUAUUAAUUUCAAAUACCAUCUAUUAACAAAUCAAUUAGAUCAUUUCACAAAUACUUAUACAAAUUUGAUUUGUUAACGUCACGUAACGUUAGGGAUAUUUUGAAUUUUCCUUCGAAGUUUUUCUCCUGGCAACGCUGCUAGUUAACGGGAAAUCUUGAUGAGUCUCAAAUAGUAUUCACAGCAUUACAUCAACGGAAAUUUACGGUUUAAAAAACUUUGGUUUGAAUAAAUUUGUUUAGCAUAGCUACAAUUUCUGCGAAAUGGAAUACACCACAGCCAAUGGCGUUAAUCAAGUAAUGGGACUAACAACAAGUUUUGCAUAUAGUUUGCCAUCGCCGGUUUCGUCAGAUUGCCUAAGUAGCGGCAAUUAUACUCCACCGGUUUCUAGCCCACCUUUACAAACAUCCAUCAAUCAGUACCAACCAGAGCCGUCUUUUACACUAAUGCAAAUGAAUGGUCGCAAAGUUCUCGGCCCACCUGAGGGUUGGCAAGGGCCCCCACCUUCAAGUGCUUGUGAGCUCUUUGUGCGUCGUAUACCGAGAGAUCUAAAUGAACAAAGUUUAAUACAACCGUUUUUACGAUUUGGACGUAUAUAUGAAAUACGCUUACCAAUGGAUUUUAACCAGGCAUACCGAGGUUACGCAUACGUCAAGUACACUACAGAAGAUGAAGCUGACUGCGCAAUGGAAGUGCUAAGUCAUUUUUAUAUUACACCUAAACGCAAAUUGGAGAUUUUGCACUCGUACGAGAAAUGCUGUCUAUUUAUCAGCAAUAUACCGAAACAUUUGGAAGAAAAGGAAAUUGAAGAAAAGUUACGAGCAGUCUUUCCAACCAUGCAACGUAUAUACUCGCGUCGUACCAGUUCAGCACCAAAAAUGUGUUAUGCAGAAACUGCCGAUAGUAAUGUGUGCUAUGAUGCGAAACAGAAAAUUUCUAACGGAUCGUUUCAAAUUAUAUUGAAUACAGCUAGCCGUAAUGAGCAGAAAAAUCGGGGCAGUGUCUUCGUACAGUUUGCCACCCACUUGGAAGCAUUAGAAGCAAAGAAAAGCACAACACCAGGAGUGAUUCGUUUGUGGGACCGUGAUUUGAAAGUUGUGUGGGCCAACACUGAACGCAGUACUGAUAUGUCGAAAUCGAAUAAAACUCUGUUUGUGCGGAAUGUGGAUCUCUGCGUCAAUAAUCGUGACAUUAUGGAUUCGCUGGUUAAAUGCGUGCCAAGACAGGAGGUUCGUAAAAUUACAAAGGUACGAACAACGGCAUUUUUAGAUUUCACAAAUCGUGAGGCGGCUGAGAAAUGCCUACAGCAAUUACAAGGCACACUUUUGUGUGGACAGCGCCUUGAUAUCGAAUGGGCUAAACCAUCAGAGCAACAAUCGCUGCAUCGCAUGUGCCGAACAGACUUUGAUGCUAUGUUGCGGCUAAAAUGCAUAGCCAAUUGCUGGCAAAUACCAAUUAUCAUUUUUGGUACUUAUUACGAACAAGAAGGACUCCAAUAUGGCGUUGUGAUGAUGCGUAAUGCUAAUGGCGUGGCGCGUGCAGUUUUUUGUGCUCUGCAAUCGCAUGAGCUUGUCGACAUUCAUUCGCGCAUGUGUGAAGUCGUCUGCGUACUCUUGGAGACCAUUGGUACUUUUCCUGAUUACAACUACGUAUUCUUUGUAGAAAAAGACAGUGCACAUCUUUUGGGGAUGGUGACACACGUUACACAAGCAGUGGGAUUUAUCGCCGCCCAUCAAGUACCGAAGUACCUAAGCUUCGAUUUAAACGAAAUCAUUGAUUUGAGCUGGGCUGUUGCAAGUUUGGCUAGCAUCGAUGAGGAUAAUUUACUCCAAGCAUAUUUUGAGAGUUUUCAAGCGUCAAUUACUGCUGCUUAUUUACCAAAUUUGUUGGUUUCGGGAUAUCGUAUGUUCGGAACCAUUAUACCAAAUUAUCGCAAUAAGCCGCCGCUAAAAUAUAAUCUAAACGAUACCCAAAUAGUACUGGCUUUAUGCUACAUAGCAACCGGUACAAAUACAGUCUUACCCAGUCGUCCAUAUAUUGCCUACCCCGUAUCGAUAUUCGACAGUGGCUAUGAAGGACUACGUUUCGUUUCACUAGCACUCUUGCCAAUUGCUCUCACACAAUCACGACAUUUGGUUCAUCAUGUACUCAAUCAUGUACAAUAUGGAAGUGUACAUCACUUGCGUCCGUCUCAAAAUUUUCAAUAUUCUCCGACUUGGAUCACGGGUUGUUCAUAUGCAAAAUCAAUAAAAAAUCCCACACAUACGCAAGCAAAGACAAUUAUGUCGCAAAUGCCGCAUACAUCUGCAGCAACAAUUUAACUAUAUUAAAAUGUUAUGCUUCUCUUAUGGGACUACCUUCAAAGCAAAGGCACUAAUUCAUUUUUUUUCAUUCGUUCGUUAUUAUCUUUAUUUAAAAUACUAUAUGUGAGAGCUUGAAGUUUAUAAAUUAUUGAAUUUGGUGUGUACUUAUUUUAAGUUAUAUUUAUUGCAUUUAGUUAUGAGUGUAUAUACAUAUGUAUGUAAAUUGUUCUUUGCUAGUGAUAUGUACUGUGCAACUUAUGAUGGUACGUUUUUAUUCAUUAUUGAUAUGACUUGUUUUAAUACUUAGACAUAGUUUUUGAUUUCAAGAGUUUUUUUAUAAUUUAAAUUUGCAGGUUUUUCUGAGCUCCGUAUUACUUUUCCGUUAUUUCAAUUUUUUCAAACAUUUUGACUGCAUUUUAAUAAACAUGCUUUAAAUAACU